CAACAACAUACAGAGAGAGAGAGAGAGAGAGAGAGAGAGAGAUUUUAGAGAGAGAGCGAUCGAUUCGUUUCCUUUUGUGCCUAUUGGUGUGCAUCACUGGCGAAAAAGUCCUCACAGAACCAAUCUCUCCGGUACUUCCAGAUAUACCUUCGAAUCAAGUACAUCCAAUGACCAAAAAGUGUGAAAAGGAGUCCACUUUCAGUAGGCUUUUUGUGGGCUCCAGAUCUUGAUUUUGCUCACGAUCCCCCACAACAUCAAACAUGGGUUCUUCUCAUACCACAAUCUCAAUCAAAAUUUCUACUAGCUUCUAAACCUGGGUGUUCAUUCAUUCAGUCCGUCAAUCACUCCCCUGCUUGCUUAUCAUUUUCAUGUCCCCAUUCAAAUGGGUCACAGAUAUUCAGCAUUUUCCAGGAAAAUUGGGGGCUUUGGUUUGUUGAACUGAUCUGGGUUUUCUUGCUGUUGACUCAGUGGGUAUAAGUUUCUUGAUCAAUCGAUGGAGAAGGUUCAAGAUCACAAGUUCGCGUGUGAUUUGCAGCAAAAUUUGUUGGUCGAUUGAUGGAGGAAGUUCAAGAACACAAGUAUGUGUGCAAGAUUCGGAUCAAGAUUCCAUUCAUUUCCCUUGCUUCCUUAGUGUCUACGUUUUUCUUUCAAAAGUGAUAAGACAACAGAUUCAGCAGGAAAAUUAGGGUUUCCUUUGGUUUUCUGAUCUGGAUCACUUGAUCGCGUUUCGCUGCAUUUUUGUUUCUUGAUCAAAAUGAUGGAAGAAGUUCAAGAACACAAGUUUGUGUGCAGGAUUUGUAACAAGGGCUUCCCUAAUGGGAAGUGCAUGGGAGGUCAUAUGAGGGGUCAUUUGCCCAAAAAACCAGCUAAAAAUCAUGGCAAUCAAAAGGGUUUGAGGCUUAAAGAAAACCCUAUAAUCUCUUGGAGGGUCUCAAGUGCUAAAGAAAGAAUUCCAAGGAAAGAAAAUCAAUGCAAAGAAUGUGGCAAAGAGUUUCCCUCAUUGAGAGCUCUAUCUGGUCAUAUGAGAUGUCACUCAACCAAGGCAAUAGAAGAGGAUUGUAAAUGCAAAGAAUGCGGCAAAGGUUUUGUUUCAAUGAGGGCUUUGUUUGGUCACAUGAGACAUCACUCCAAAAGAUCCAGGGAGAUCAAUGAAUCUGAGACUCUGUGUUCGAUUCAGAGAAAGCGAUCAAGGAUGAGGUACAAAACGAAUCGCAAAUUCUGUUUAUCUGAUUCGAACGAAUCUUUUCAUGUUUCCGAGAUUGAUGAAGAAGAGGAGGCUGCUGUAUGUUUGAUGAUGCUUUCUAGGGGUGUGAGAAAUCGCGUCGAUUUUAGUUACUCUGAUAUGUUUGAAGCUAAAGCACUGGACAAAAGUAAGGGUGGAAAAUUAGCAAGUAAAGCUGAUGGGACUAAGGAGAUGAAACUGAGUGGGAGAUUAGAUUCUAGUGUCUCAUGUUCUAGGUACUCUUUGCUUGGAAAGAAUGACACUGAAUCUGGUGAUUUAGGUUCUGGGUUCAUGAGCAAAAAUGAAAGGAAUGUAGCAUUGGGGAUUACCAUGAACGGGUUUCACGAGGUUGAUGAAUUCAAGAAGCCUGGAAUAGUUUCUUCUGAUGUUGAAAUUGAGAACUGGGAGAGUGACCAUAUUGAAGAUGAACUGGAAAAGGAGCAGGCUGACUCAGAAAUGAUGGUAACCAACUUGAGCGAAGAGGCCGGUUUUGAUGAUCAGGAUCCAGAAUUUGGGGAAAAUACUAGUGAUGAAGAUAGUGAAUCAAAUUCCAGGCUUGAGUCCAAUGAGAAAUUGCUUGAGCAGGAAAAUGGUGGGAAAGCUAUGAAAAGUCAUGAGUGCCCAACUUGCUUCAAGGUUUUCCCAUCAGGCCAAGCCUUGGGAGGUCACAAAAGGGCUCACUACAAUGCAUUUCCUGAAGAUAAAACCAAAGAAUGUGUGCUGACAAAGCAAGAACUUCCUUCUGGUAUUCAUGGUAUUUCCGAUCUUAACGUCCCUGUAACUCCUGAAAAAGAGGCAAAUGAGGACAACGAGGACGACGAUGAAGGUGAUAGUGUUGGUUUUGAGCCAUGUUGGGCUGGGAUUGAUUGCGGGCGUGAGCCGCUGGUGAUCUCUAGUUUUGAUCAAACUGACUCUUUCUAGGAAAAUGUACAGGUUUAGGAUCAUGACACACACAGAGAUACAGGUAGAAUUUUCAUUUUCUUCUGCUGCAAAGAAUGCAAGUAGGCAAGUAGCAAGUAUUUCCCUUUUCCUCUUAAUUCCUCCUUGUUUUACUUCCUUUCAAAUCUGCUUGUGUUUCUCUUUCUGACCUGGAA
Molecule: messenger RNA, 2316 nt
Organism: Rhododendron vialii
Lineage: Eukaryota; Viridiplantae; Streptophyta; Magnoliopsida; Ericales; Ericaceae
Exons: 2
Coding region: 755-2143 (462 amino acids)
Source: RefSeq, a predicted model, not a curated record